Amaranthus tricolor (Joseph's coat) is the source of this 2501-nucleotide messenger RNA. RefSeq names its product tRNA (guanine(37)-N1)-methyltransferase 2. The record is from RefSeq and is a predicted model, not a curated record. Gene Ontology annotation, cellular component: cytoplasm. Gene Ontology annotation, biological process: tRNA N1-guanine methylation. NCBI's taxonomy places the organism in Eukaryota, Viridiplantae, Streptophyta, Magnoliopsida, Caryophyllales, Amaranthaceae. The transcript has 13 exons. Bases 383 to 1759 code for a protein of 458 amino acids.
UCUUUUCAAACAUAAAUGCUAAAAAUUUGAAUCACGCAAUUUUACCUCAGUUCCUCAUUCGGUUCCCCCGUAUUCUGUUCUUCCUCUGUUUAACCUCCAUUUCAGCCUCUCCUCUAGCAGCCCAGUCUCCUCCAUUCCGUCCUCUCCUCCAGCCUCCAGACGGUAGCAACCAACACUGCCGCAGACCGGCAAACGCACCGCCCAUAACCACCAAACCUGAAAUUGGUAACAAAUUUAACGGUGGAUGGUGAGUAGACAGUGGUGGGCGGUGGACGGUGGUUGCUACCGAUUGGGUUUUGUCUGUGCAAGUGAAUAAUAUACCUCAAGGAAGGUGAAAGGAGAAUAUGAUACUAGUUUGUUUGUAUUAAACCAAAAAGUAAAGAUGCUGGACAAAAGUAGUUUUGAUGUGAAAUAUGAUCUUUGGGCGCUUAGAGUCCCUCGGGAAAUCUGCAAAAUGGCUACAAGAAUACUUAAUGGGUACUUGCUAGAUAAGCCGCGUGUGAAGCCUAUAACCGAAGACCCAACGUCUGAGAAAAAUCGGUACAUGAUAUUAUCAGAGAGGAUACAUAAUCAAGAAUUAUCUGAUAUCCCUGAGCAAAAGCUGGAUGAACUUCGAAAGAUUUGUGAAAUUGAAGUAGUUCCUUAUUCAUUGGUCCUUGGUUAUUCCUAUUGGGGUGCAGAUCAUAUUUUGAAGCAGAUUCUGCCCGAAGGAGUUGAGGUGCCGUCAUCAUUUGAAACGAUAGGUCAUAUUGCACAUCUAAAUAUCACUUAUGAACUACUGCCAUACAAGGAUGCUAUUGCGAAGGUCAUUUAUGAUAAAAACUAUCCCAGAAUUAGAACUGUAGUCAAUAAAGUUGGCACAAUUACAAAUGAAUUUCGAGUUCCAAAAUUUGAAAUUCUUGCUGGUGACAAUGAUAUGGUUACAGAGGUGAGGCAAUAUGGGGCGAAAUUCAAGCUUGAUUACAGUUUGGUGUAUUGGAAUUCAAGACUGGAGCAUGAGCACAUGAGAUUGAUUUCCUUGUUCCAAGCUGGAGAAACCAUAUGCGAUAUGUUUUGUGGUAUUGGUCCAUUUGCUAUCCCAGCUGCACAGAAGGGGUGCUUAAUCUAUGCAAAUGAUUUAAAUCCAGAUAGCAUCCGUUUUUUGAAAAUAAAUGCAGAAAUUAACAAAGUCAACGAUUGCAUCUAUCCGUUCAAUAUGGAUGCAAGAAAAUUCGUGUCUCAGUUGUUGACGGUUCCGCCAAAUGCUUGUGAUGGCAUCACAAAGUCCAAAACAGAAGCAGAGGAUAGAAAUGUGGAAGCAGGCGAUAGUGUGAAGAUAGAUCUAUCUACUUGUGCUCCCAAAAGGCCUGUGGAACAUUGUCAGGAAGAAGCACCUGUUUCUCGCAGCACAAAACGUGGGACUAAUAAGAGGAUGAGGGGCGCUGAACCAUCUGUGAAGCCUUGGGAGCAUGUUGAUCAUGUGGUGAUGAAUUUACCCGCUUCUUCAUUGGAGUUUCUUGAUGCGUUCAAAGGUCUGAUCUGCCAGAAAUAUUGGAAGGGAUUUCUGCCGUGGAUUCAUUGUUAUUGCUUCAUUCGUUCAAGUGAAACUGAGGAGUUUAUAAUUUCAGUGGCUGAGUCAAGGUUGAAUGCAAAGAUACAUGAUCCUGUAUUCCAUAGGGUUCGUGAUGUUGCACCAAACAAGGCUAUGUUUUGCUUAAGCUUUAGACUCCCAGAGGAAGCAUGCCUUCACGAGGAAGCAAUUGGCACUGUCGUAUCGUGAAUUUUGUUUCAGAUUAAUUUGUCAUCCUUGCAUAUCAAUGUUAACCAACAAGUUUUUCAGAUUGAAUUUUUUUAAUUCAAACUUAGGUUGAGCUACUUUGAAUAGCGAUGUACGAGGAAGAGUUGAUUAAAGGAAAUCAGCUUUUGUUGUAGAAGCGAUCACUUUAUUUCAUAAUCCAAAGUACCAAAAAAUUUGCUUUAUUUGCUGAUGGUGAGUGGUGAAUUGAUGGGAACAAAUCAUUUUUAUUUGUUUACAGAUUUUACUUGACAUUAUCUUAUAAUGAAAAUAAGAGUGAAAUGUGAUGACGCACAAAUAUUAUUUCUAAUACUCUCUCGUUUUCGUUUUAUAUGUCUUAUUCGCUUUUUGCACGUUUGUUAAUGCAUUAAUUCAAUACUUAAUGGCAAUAAUUGUGUAUAGAAUAUAAAAGCUAGAUAUUAAUAUACUUAGAUGUCACAUUUUUAUUUGUCCAAUACAUCACGAACUCAUCAAAUACAAGAAAAUCUUAAUAACCGUAAUUUAAAAUCACCACAAAAAAAGACAUGAUAAUAAAAUAUAUAAAAUAACAAAAAAAAAAAAAUAACAUCAAAAAUCCCCCAAUAAAAUUAGGCCACAUAAUAGUGUUUUGCAACUCUCUUAAAUAUUCGUAAUUUACCUGAACUCCUUCCAUCAAGUACUAGUUGGUAUCUCAAGUUUUAUCUAACGUUGUGCCAAAAUAUAUACUGAAUUUUGAGACUCACCUUGA